UGAUUGAUCGCACGCUGAGAGUACUCAUCAUGCUGUUCCGCGUCGUUGUGAUGGUGGCAGUGUUCCAGACAGCUGUCACAGAGGAGCCAGUGGAUCUGACCAGGGUGUCAAGAGGGGCACUUUACAUCAGACUGCCAGCGCCAUACUCGAGUAACAUGUCGCAGUGUCUGGACCCUCAACUGAACCAGAUGUAUGACGAGGGUGAUUUCUGGUCCUCGCCCUUCUCUGAUUGCAAACUCAACACCUGUGUGGACAUCAACGGUGUGCUCAACGUGGAACGCUACUCAUGCCCGACGGUGGACGCGAGCCUCCUGAAGAAGGAGGGCUACUUCUGUCGCUACGCGUUCGGCGACAGGAACAAGGCGUUCCCCCACUGCUGUCCCAACAUCCGCUGCAAGCACAUCGUCAACGGAAAGAUGAUGCCGCUGCCCGAACAAAUGUACCCGAAAAUGCAACCCGAGAGUUGAGAUGACAUCCGGAGGCUGUCAGCUUGAUAGAACGUGACAUGAGCCGAGAUGUCGUGCCAAAGUUUGUCCUGU
Molecule: messenger RNA, 539 nt
Organism: Amphibalanus amphitrite
Lineage: Eukaryota; Metazoa; Arthropoda; Thecostraca; Balanomorpha; Balanidae
Exons: 3
Coding region: 30-467 (145 amino acids)
Source: RefSeq, a predicted model, not a curated record